AUGUUCUCAAGGGCCAUCCGCCAGUCGAGCCGCCGGGUCGCUGCAAUCUCUGCCACGAGCAGGAUUGCGUCGGUAAGUCCAUCGCAACCGCCUGCAAUUGCGCCUGCCGCACCUCCCCUCUACCGAAGUGCAGUACUGACGCCUUUUGUCCGCCCACAGACCCGCGCUCCCGCGUUCACCAACGCCAUCCGAUCCUACGCCGCCGAUGCGAAGGCCACCCCCACCGAGGUUUCCUCCAUUCUGGAGCAGAGGAUCCGCGGUGUCCAGGAGGAGAACAGCCUCUCCGAGACUGGACGUGUCCUGUCCGUCGGUGACGGUAUUGCCCGUGUCCACGGCAUGAACAACGUCCAGGCUGAGGAGCUUGUCGAGUUCGCCUCCGGUGUCAAGGGCAUGUGCAUGAACUUGGAAGCCGGCCAGGUCGGUGUUGUGCUCUUCGGUUCUGACCGUUUGGUCAAGGAAGGCGAGACCGUCAAGCGUACCGGAGAGAUUGUCGACGUUCCCGUCGGUGAGGCUCUUCUCGGACGUGUCGUUGACGCUCUCGGUAACCCCAUCGACGGAAAGGGUCCCCUCAAGACUACUGAGCGCCGCCGUGCUCAGCUCAAGGCCCCCGGUAUCCUGCCCCGCCAGUCCGUCAAGGAGCCCGUCCAGACUGGUCUCAAGUCCGUCGACGCCAUGGUUCCCAUUGGACGUGGUCAGCGUGAGUUGAUCAUUGGUGACCGUCAAACCGGAAAGACCGCUGUUGCCCUCGACGCCAUGCUUAACCAGCAGAGAUGGAACAAGGGAACCGACGAGAAGAAGAAGCUUUACUGUAUCUACGUUGCCGUUGGUCAGAAGCGAUCCACCGUCGCCCAGCUCGUCAAGACCCUUGAGGAGAACGACGCCAUGAAGUACACCAUCAUCGUUGCCGCCACCGCCUCUGAGGCCGCCCCUCUGCAAUACAUUGCUCCCUUCGCUGGUUGCUCCAUGGGUGAAUGGUUCCGUGACAACGGCAAGCACGCCUUGAUCAUCUACGAUGAUUUGACCAAGCAGGCCGUUGCCUACCGUCAAAUGUCCCUGCUUCUCCGCCGUCCUCCUGGCCGUGAGGCUUACCCCGGUGACGUUUUCUACCUCCACUCUCGUCUCCUUGAGCGUGCCGCCAAGAUGAACGACAAGCUUGGUGGUGGUUCGCUCACUGCUCUGCCCGUCAUUGAGACCCAGGGUGGUGAUGUGUCCGCUUACAUUCCCACCAACGUCAUUUCCAUCACUGAUGGCCAGAUCUUCUUGGAAGCCGAGCUCUUCUACAAGGGUAUCCGUCCCGCCAUUAACGUCGGUCUCUCUGUCUCCCGUGUCGGUUCCGCUGCCCAGGUCAAGGCCAUGAAGCAGGUUGCCGGUUCCCUGAAGCUCUUCUUGGCCCAGUACCGUGAGGUUGCUGCUUUCGCCCAAUUCGGUUCCGAUCUCGACGCUGCGACAAAACAGACCUUGUCUCGCGGUGAGCGUCUCACCGAGCUCCUCAAGCAGAAGCAGUACUCCCCCAUGGCCGUCAACGAGAUGGUUCCUUUGAUCUACGCUGGUAUUAACGGUCUCCUCGACUCCGUACCCGUUAGCAAGAUUCUUCAGUGGGAGGCUGACUUCCUUGCCCACCUCCGAUCAAACGAGCAGGACAUGCUCAACCAGAUCGACCGGGAAGGUGCGCUCAGCAAGGACCUUGAGUCCAAGCUCAGGGAGGUUGCACAGAGCUUCACCAAGAGCUUCGCGGCAUAA
This is a messenger RNA of Alternaria rosae, 1740 nucleotides long. Its product is annotated as ATP synthase-like protein subunit alpha. Bases 1 to 1740 code for a protein of 579 amino acids. The transcript has 5 exons. NCBI's taxonomy places the organism in Eukaryota, Fungi, Ascomycota, Dothideomycetes, Pleosporales, Pleosporaceae. The record is from RefSeq and is a predicted model, not a curated record. Gene Ontology annotation, biological process: proton motive force-driven ATP synthesis; proton transmembrane transport. Gene Ontology annotation, molecular function: ATP binding; proton-transporting ATP synthase activity, rotational mechanism; ADP binding.